Messenger RNA from Carya illinoinensis, 1831 nucleotides. Its product is annotated as pentatricopeptide repeat-containing protein At2g15980. Gene Ontology annotation, molecular function: protein binding. The coding region runs from base 84 to 1550 and encodes 488 amino acids. The record is from RefSeq and is a predicted model, not a curated record. The transcript has a single exon. NCBI's taxonomy places the organism in Eukaryota, Viridiplantae, Streptophyta, Magnoliopsida, Fagales, Juglandaceae.
GUCUCCUUUUCUUUCUUCUCUCACCAGUGUAAAAGGUAAAUACUACAUGUCGUUGGUCUCUCUAUCUCUCAACCGUGUUUUCGAUGGCGAGUUCAGUACUGAAACGCAUUCUCUUCUUAAACCCCGAACACAAAUCCCUCUCCUUCGGCUCCUCGUCCUCCCCCUCGUCACCCUCCGAUCAGUCCAGAUCUCUAAUAGAAACCGUUGUUUCGAUCCUCACCCAGCAGCGCUCGAAGUCCCGGUGGAGCCACCUCCACUCUCUCUACCCCGACGGCUUCCAUCCAAAUGACUUUUCUCAAAUAACGCUCCUCCUCAAGAACAAUCCCCACCUUGCCCUCCGCUUCUUCCUCUGGACCCAACACAAGUCCCUCUGCAACCACAACCUCCUCAGCUACUCCACCAUCAUCCACAUCCUUGCCCGGGGCCGCCUCAAAUCGCGAGCCCAAGUCCUCAUUCGGACCGCAAUUCGUGUGUUCACAGAAGAUAACCAGGUACCGAAUCCACUGAAGGUGUUUGAGAGCCUUGUUAAGACUUAUACAUCAUGUGGGUCUGCUCCGUUUGUGUUCGAUUUGCUGGUUCAAGCUUGUUUGGAGACGAAAAAGAUCGACCCGGCCAAUGAGAUUGUGAGGAUGUUAAGGUCUCGUGGGAUAAAUCCGAAAGUUAGUACCUUGAAUUUCUUGAUUUCGCGUGUCUCGAGUUGUCGAGGAGGGAACGCCGGGUACGAGGUUUAUAGGGAGGUUUUUGGGUUAGGGGGCGAAGAAAAUGAGGUAAAGGCGAAACGGACUUUUAGAGUUAGGCCAAAUGUUCAUACUUUUAAUGCGUUAAUGGUGGGUUUUUAUCAGGAUGGUUUGGUUGAGAUGGUGGAGAUGAUUUGGAACGAAAUGGCGAGAUAUGACUGUGUUCCAAAUGGUUAUAGUUAUGGCCUUUUGAUCGCAGCCUAUUGCGACGAAGGGAGGAUGGGAAAGGCUGAGGAAUUGUGGGAGGGGAUGAAAGUUAAGGAAGUGGAGGCUGAUGUUGUCGGUUAUAAUACUAUGAUUGGUGGGUUUUGUAAGAUUGGAGAGAUUGAGAAAGCUGAGGAGAUUUUUAAAGAGAUGGGAUUGAAUGGGUUGGAUGGUAGCUGUGCAACUUCUGAGCAUCUUGUCAAUGGGUAUUGUGGUGUUGGGGAUGUCGAUUCUGCACUGCUUGUCUAUGAGGAUAUGUGUAGAAAGGGUUUUAGGCCGGAGGCUUCAACGUUUGAUGUGAUGAUUGGAGGACUUUGUGUUAAUGGUAGGGUUGAUGAGGCUUUGGAGAUUCUGAGGGAUGGAGUAGAGCAUUUUGGUUUGGUGGCAAAGGGGAAGAGUUAUGAGACUUUGAUAAAGGGGUUGUGCGAGGAUGGGAAGAUGGAGGAAGCAUUCAAGCUUCAGGCGGAGAUGGUGGGUAAAGGGUUUCAACCGAAUUUGGAGGUAUAUGGUGCUUUUAUUUACGGGUAUAUUAAAUCAGGGAAUGAGGGUAUGGCAGAAGUGUUGAGGAAGGAAAUGUUGGAAAUGCAGAUGCAGGAGAGAGAGAUUUAGAAUCUUCGAUGGUGUUGAAGCCUGGGCCCUGGCCAAAUUUCGUUGUGAACAUUCAUUGCAAUUUCUCAAAUUAGGAUGGGAAGGUUGUAGUUAUGAUAGAUUUCUUUUCAAAAAAAUACACUGCGAAUGGAGUAAAUUGAAAAAUAUAUGUAAUUUAAGAUACAAGAUGAAAUUUUUUGUAAUUCAUGGAUAGGAAAGGAGGAGUGAUAGUAUAUGGGUGAAAAGUGUAAUAAUUUCUUUUAUUUUAUUUUUAAUAAUUAAACCUAUUUUUGGGGCAAAAA